AACGACACGUCGUACAAUUCAUCUCCCAGUCCCAGCAAAGCCCUGGCAUCUGGAAGAAAGAAAAACUCGUGCUGUGAGUGUGGUGUAAAGUGUGAAUACUCGUUGAAUACCCCAAACCCAACACACUGGAAUGGCAAAGCUCAACGACGCCACCAUCUCUGAACCCUAGCCAUCGCUCACAGUCGCAGAUUCCAAAUUUCUCGCCUCAAGUUCGCACCACCAUGUCCUCCGACGACAUCACUCUCGUUCCCGACCAGAGAAUCGACAACGGUCUCAACUCUCCUCUCGUCUUCCAAGACGAUCCCUUGCGCUUCAACUGCCCCGCCCCACAGCGCCGGGUCGGGGACCCGGGUCCCAAAACCCGCCAACUCGGCCCGUUCAUCGACGACAAGAUCUUCAUCGACCGUGACCGCUUUUUCACCGCCCAAGGCCCAGAAUUUCGCCGGAACAACGUCUACGCUGACUGCUCCGGUCGCCGGGACCCGCCGGACGCUCGGAAUUGGAGCGGCAACGGCAGCGCCGCGACUCGUAGCGGCGACGAGUCCGACGACGACGAAGACGAUGAUGAAGAUGACGAUGACGACGAUGACGAAGACGUUGAAGGCGACGCCGAAGUAGAAGGCCUCGUUGGUGAUGGAAGCAAGCGCAGUUCCAGCGCAAUGAAUGAUGCUAACAAUAAUAACAACGGUAGUGGUGGUGGUGUUAGCAAUUUGCCUGUUGUGGCAAAUGGGAAAGUUCAGCAUCAUUCCCCGUAUGUUUCUGGUAGAGAGCUGUUGGGGAAGGAUGGUGGUGAUAUUGGGCAAUUGGUGCAUAAUAAUGUGGGUGGUGGUGAUGAAGAUCAUGAGCGAGAAGGGUUGGGAAAAUCCCAGAAUUCUGUCACCGUUGCAGAAACUGACUGUGAGGAGUACUAUUCGCACUAUCUUCAAGGUACUGAAGGGUCUGCUUCAGUGCAGAAAGUUAUGGUAGAUGACAAUGGUUGUGGGUUUAGUGGAAGAAAGGAUGUUAUGUAUUCAAGCGAGUCCGGGGAGUCAUUGAGGGCGAUUCUUUCAGAUCCUGUUACGGGAGCACUUAUGGAUGAUGCGAUGAUAUUACCUUGUGGACAUUCAUUUGGUGGAGGUGGAAUACUGAAUGUUAUUAGAAUGAAAGUUUGCUGCACGUGUUCUCAACCUACAUCAGAGGAAUCAAUAUCUCCAAACCUAUCACUUCGAGCUGCUGUGCAGGCAUACCGUCGGGAAGAGGAGUCACAAUUUUACCGGUCAGCCAAAAGAAGAAGAGAAAGACUUGAUCAGGGUGGUUUUGGAGAUUCAACUGUUAUGGAACUACCAAGGAGUAGAGGCGUUCAGUUUCCUUUUGCCGUGAUGGACAGGGUUAUAAUAAAGGGGAACAAAAGGACACCACAGCGCUUUGUAGGGCGAGAAGCUAUUGUAACAACGCAAUGCCUGAAUGGAUGGUAUGUGGUGAAGACAUUGGACAAUGCAGAGAGUGUAAAGUUGCAGUAUCGCUCCCUUGCCAAGGUUUCGGAUGAUCCUUCAAAACCUGCCUCCAGCAAGAUGGCACCUAAUUGGGUUUAGAUAUGCAGCAUCCCUUCAACAAAUUGUAAGGUUGACAAUAUACACCAAGACACCACUAUAUUUUGAGCGUUCAAACGCUAACAUACCAAACGGAUUUUCUUUGUAAUUCCACUGUUGUAUUCCUUGCAAGAAAACUGCUAGCAGAGUUUGUAAAUAUUAAAAAAAAAAAAAAAAAACCUUGCCAUGCUGUGUUCAU
This is a messenger RNA of Abrus precatorius (Indian licorice), 1767 nucleotides long. Its product is annotated as U-box domain-containing protein 62. Gene Ontology annotation, biological process: protein ubiquitination. Lineage: Eukaryota; Viridiplantae; Streptophyta; Magnoliopsida; Fabales; Fabaceae. Bases 222 to 1571 code for a protein of 449 amino acids. The record is from RefSeq and is a predicted model, not a curated record. Gene Ontology annotation, molecular function: ubiquitin-protein transferase activity. The transcript has 8 exons.